Cervus elaphus (red deer) is the source of this 807-nucleotide messenger RNA. Its product is annotated as diazepam-binding inhibitor-like 5. Gene Ontology annotation, cellular component: mitochondrion. NCBI's taxonomy places the organism in Eukaryota, Metazoa, Chordata, Mammalia, Artiodactyla, Cervidae. The transcript has a single exon. Gene Ontology annotation, biological process: fatty acid metabolic process. Bases 421 to 684 code for a protein of 87 amino acids. Gene Ontology annotation, molecular function: fatty-acyl-CoA binding. The record is from RefSeq and is a predicted model, not a curated record.
UCCUUGAGAGCCUUCCUCCCCCACAGCGGGGCUCCUGUCCCACUCCAACACGCGUGGUCCUCAGCACUCUUCCUUCUGACAGCAGCAGUUGCCCCAUUAUUUUCUGGCAUCACAAACACCUUUGAAAUGUUAACGGUUGUCCUUCGCAGAAAAUGCAUGGUGCGAGCCAGAACGCCUGUGUGGAAGAUCUAAUCCAAGGGGCCCCCGUUUGUAAUCUGUACUGUUAAGAAAGCCCACGCUUGACGCCUCACUGAGAAAACACACGCAUAUCCUCUGUCCUUCCCACACAUUGUCUUGUCUCCCUUUCCCUCCUUCCCGGCCUUAAUCACCCGCCUCGAAUGUUUCUAACUCUCCAUCCUCCAGCUUCUAGUGCCAGGCACCACCUAGAAAAGACAGCAGGGCCCAGCCUCAGCACCCUCAAUGUGCCAAGUGGAGUUUGAGAUGGCCUGCGCUGCCAUCAAGCAAUUGAAGGCGCCGGUGAGCGAUCAGGAGAAAUUGUUGGUGUACAGCUAUUACAAACAGGCCACCCAGGGCGACUGCAACAUCCCAGCCCCACCUGCCACCGACCUGAAAGCCAAGGCCAAGUGGGAGGCAUGGAAUGUAAAUAAAGGGAUGUCCAAGAUGGAUGCCAUGAGGAUCUACAUUGCCAAAGUGGAAGAACUAAAGAAAAAUGAAGCUGGUUAGGGAGGACAGGGCAGCAGGGUGGCUCUGGUAGGGAAGGAGGCAGUUUAAAGACCUUUUGAGGGCCGAAGUGUCCUGAGGCUGUAACCACCACCGUAGCUGAGACCUCAAUAAAUCACUUUAACU